Molecule: messenger RNA, 2679 nt
Organism: Salvelinus namaycush (lake trout)
Lineage: Eukaryota; Metazoa; Chordata; Actinopteri; Salmoniformes; Salmonidae
Product: A-kinase anchor protein 12
Exons: 3
Coding region: 299-1975 (558 amino acids)
Source: RefSeq, a predicted model, not a curated record
UCAAGGAUGAGGAUGCGAGCAGGGAUUUAGUGUGUGUCUUUUCCCGUCUGGAUCAGUUUAUUACCUUUCUCCAGCACACAGAAACGGAUUUAGCCACACGAAACAAGGUUCGUGGCCCCCAUUCUCACCACGGAAUAUGAUGCAGAGGCCCUCCUCUCCGAAGGGAAGUUGAAUGGGAAUACUGCCAUACGUGUCAGCUCGUGAUCAAUGAACUCAGUCCAUUCAAGCACAAAAGGAACUAACCUGAACUACUGAAGAAAAAGAGGGGAUAUAACGACACAGACACCUUUUUGCGGAUAUGGCGGCGACAGAUGCCUGUGCAGCACCUGUACAGGAAGAAGGCACUACCACCACCGAGACCAAAACAGAGGUGGAGCCCACAAACUCAGAGACUGUCACAGAGGCUGUCACGUCUCCACCCGAAGAGGUACAACCUGCCGGAGAGACCACAGAGAGCCCAGAGCAGCCGGCCGAUGGCAAAGCUAAACAGGCCUCUGAGAAUAUUUUUUCUUCCUUUCUGAAUAAGAGUGGACUGGGAAAAGUCAUGGGAGGGAAGAAGAAGAAGGAGCAGAGCACUGAGGCUGUGGAGGCUAAUGGAGAGGGCAACACAGAGCAGAAAAAGGCCUCUGACCAAACAGAAGAGCCGGCAGCCAAUGGUACAGAGGCAGCGGCAGAGGACCAGGCCAUUGAGAAAGCGCCGGAGAACCAGGUGAAGGUCCGAUCCAAAUCCUUGGACAGGUUAGAGGACCCUGAGGCCCUCAAUGCCACAGUGGACAUACUGGAAGAUGCCCCGGCAGCAGAAGAGUCAGAGAAGCCUGCCUCCAGUGCAGCGACCAAACACAUGAAACGCUGGCAUUCCUUUAAGAAGCUUAUGGCCCAGAAGAGUCACAAGAAGAGCACAGAAGAUUCUAAGGAGGCUGAGGGCAGCGAGGGUGCAUCUGGGGGAACACCUGGUGACACAAGUACACUGGACUCCAAGGCUUCAGAAUCCAGUGGCCAGAAACGGUGGAAACUGAAAAGGUCAUGGACAUUCCAGGGGCUGAAGAGAGACCCGUCAGUCGUAGGCAUCAGCAAAGCCGCUAAGGGCGAGAAGGCGGAAGGGGAGGAAAACGCUGCAGAGAACGAUGAAGCGGCUGCGCCUGAAACAGACGAAGCCAAGGCACAGGUAGACGGCGAAACACAGGAGAAGACCAACACAGACGGAGAGGAGGAAAAAGGAGCCACCGCCGCCCCACACAAAUCAAUGAACCAACACGCAGAUGAGAUCUGGACCUCCUUCAAGAAACGCGUGAUCCCCAAGUCCAAGCGGGCAGCAGACACGGUGGCUGCCAGCGGGGAGGAGGAAGGUGCUGCAGCAUCUGAACUGGCCGAGCAGACGGAAGAGGCAGGCAAAGAGCAGGCCAAGUCGGCCAAGACCAAGCGAACGCACUUCAACCGCGCCGUUUCGCUGAAAAACUUCAUCAUGCGAAAGGGGAAAAGCACCAGCGUGGACCAGGGAGACGGAGCUCCGAAAGAGGGUGAGGAGGCAGAAGACGGGGAGGCGAAGAACACAGAGGGCGCGGCUGCCCCAGCUGGCACGUCUGACAGCCAGCAGGGAGAAGCAGAUGCUGCCCAGGGCGAGAGCAACGACAAAGGAGAGGUUCAGGUGGUCAAUGAGCACACAGCCGCUGAUGGAGAGGCAAAGGAGCCCGCAACGAGCACACUGUCUGGUCCUGAGCCAGAGAAGGCCAACACAGUUAAGCCCGCAGCACCAGCAGAGCCCGUGGCAGAGGUGAAAAUCAACGGUGAGAAUGGGUGCUCGAACGGCACGCCCGAAGAAGACGCCAUACACAAUCAUGAAACGACCCCGAAGAAAGACGGACCAACAGACGAGGCCAAACAAGAAAACACCAACUCCACGAAGGACGCGAAGAUGCUGAACCUCGGCACAGGAAAUGCAGUUGCCCAAAUCGACAAAAAGGCGGGAAACGUGUGACGACACACAAAGAGGAUUAGAUCAGCAUGGGAUUCGUUCAGCAAGGAGCUUUGACCCCCCCCCCCCCCAAACGGAGUAAUCACAUGUUUUUCGCCACAAUUCUUCAUGGUGAGAGCGAUGCAAUCCAUAUAGAUGAAAAAAUACUCAAAAGCAAUAAUUCAGUCAUCAAUCAGCGCAGUUCUUGCUUACCAUUCCGUGAUCAAUGUAAAUGUUUUUCUUGUCCUCUACUAGUGAGAUUUUAUAUUGUCAACAGAAGGGAAGACAUUCCAUCCUUGUCAAAUGUUAAUCUCUAUGAUCUCUCAUUCCAGGAUCAAAAAUACUUAGUUUUAUAUCAAUUGCCAUUUUGUUUGUAGUUUUGUCAAUAGAUAUUCCAAAGUGCACAUUUGAAAUGAUUGCCCUAAAGACUGCCCCCCCCCCCCGUGUGGAUUCCUUAAGUAAUGUGUUCUAAUCUCUUUCUGUGUUAAUGUUUUUAGACUGUUGUGUACAUGAAUGAACCACCAUAAAAUAUGAAGUCAAAAUGUUUUUUUUCUAAACACAUCUUCUCACUGUAACGCAGAUUGAUCUGCCGUUGAUAUGUUUUGUUGAUCAAUGAUGUCACGUGUUCGCUAGGAAAUUGUCAAAAACUAGAACAAUAAAGAUUCAAAUCGAACAAUUUAAAAAAACAUUGUGGAGGCUAUUUAUGCAUAAAAUGUUGAUGUACUGUA